GCGGGGCCGCCCUUCCUGUGGACAACGACAGCUGAGGCCGGGAGCGGGGAGGCGGCGGCUCCAGGGACCUGGCGGCCGCCGAUCGGGGCUGCGAGGCCCCAUGGCGCCGCCCCCAGCCCCGCUCCUGGCGCCGAGGCCCGGGGAGACCCGGCCUGGUUGCAGGAAGCCCGGGACUGUGAGCUUCGCGGACGUGGCCGUGUACUUCUCCCCGGAGGAGUGGGGCUGUCUGCGGCCCGCGCAGAGGGCUCUGUACCGGGACGUGAUGCAGGAGACCUACGGCCACCUGGGCGCGCUCGGAUUCCCAGGCCCCAAACCAGCCCUCAUCUCUUGGAUGGAACAGGAGAGUGAGGCUUGGAGCCCCGCCGCCCAGGAUCCUGAGAAGGGGGAAAGACUGGGAGGAGCUCGGAGAGGAGAUGUCCCAAACAGGAAGGAAGAGGAACCCGAGGAAGUCCCAAGAGCCAAAGGGCCUAGAAAGGCUCCUGUGAAGGAGAGUCCUGAAGUGCUGGUGGAACGCAACCCUGACCCAGCUAUUAGCGUGGCCCCGGCACGGGCACAGCCACCCAAAAAUGCUGCCUGGGACCCGACCACAGGAGCACAGCCCCCGGCACCCAUACCCAGCAUGGAUGCUCAGGCCAGCCAGCGGCGCCACGUGUGCACGGACUGCGGCCGCCGCUUCACCUACCCCUCACUGCUGGUCAGCCACAGGCGCAUGCACUCGGGGGAGCGGCCCUUCCCCUGCCCCGAGUGUGGCAUGCGCUUCAAGAGGAAGUUCGCAGUGGAAGCGCACCAGUGGAUCCACCGCUCCUGCUCCGGGGGGCGGCGGGGCCGGAGGCCUGGGAUCCGGGCUGUGCCUCGGGCCCCCGUCCGAGGUGACCGGGACCCGCCUGUGCUCUUUCGGCACUACCCAGACAUCUUCGAGGAGUGCGGCUGAGCGGCACCGCAGGCUGGAGUUGAGCCUGACCUUGGCACGAAGGACUGACGGAUCCCUGAGGUGGGCCACUGAGUCGGGGACUCCGGAACUGAAAUUCAUGCCCUGGGCUUUCCUCAAGGAUCCCUCAAGUUUCCAACUUGUAAAAAGAAAAGUGCCUGUAAAGAUUCGAAUAGAUUAGACUUGCCACCCAUCUCCCCAGUCUUUUGUUUAACAAAAAAAAAAAAAAAAGAAGAGAAUGAGACCCUGGACUCAUUUCAAAGUGUUAUCUGAAGAUCAGGUGCAACAGAGACCUUUAUAUCAUCUCAGGAACUAGCCACUCCUUAUCUAUUUCAGAUGCAGAUGCUGAGGGGGACCAGGGCCUGGGGAGGGGACCUACAUGGAGGGCGUGGUCAAACCCUGGCUAAUUGUCAGCAGCAGGGGACCCAGACACUGGAGUGGAUGGGAGUAGAAUAGAUGCAGGUGGCACAAAUCCAGCCUCUGUUGGGAGACCAAGGAGGGAGGAUCGUUUGAGUCCAGGAGUUCAGACCAGCCUGAGCAACAGGCUAUCUAGCGAUAUCUAGAUAUCUAGGAUACCACUAUCUAGAGAUAGUGAAAUCCUAUCUCUACAAAAAAAAAAAAAAAAAAAAAAGAACCAGGCAUAGUGGCACAUCGUGCCUGUGGUCCCAGCCACUUGGGUGGCUGAGGUGGGAGGACUGCUUGAGCCCAGGAGUUCAAGGCUACAGUGAGCUAUGAUUGUGCCACUGUACUACAGUCUGGGCAACAGAGCAAGACUUCAUUUCUUUCUUUUUUUUUUUUUUUUGAGACAAGGUCUCACUCUGUCACCAAGGGUGGAGUACAGUGGCGCCAUCUCAGCUCACUGCAACCUCUGCCUCCCGGGUUCAAGCAAUUCUCCUGCCUCAGCCUCCUGAGUAGCUGGGAUUACAGGUGCACGCCACCAUGCCCAACUAAUUUUUGCAUUUUCAGUAGAGACGGGGUUUCACAUGUUAGCCAGGCUGGUCUCAAACUCCUGACCUCAGGUGAUCCACCCACCUUGGCCUUCCAAAGUGCUGGGAUUACAGGCAUGUGCCACUGCACCUGGCCAAGACUCCAUUUCUUAGAAGAAAAAAAAAAAAAAAAAGCUGGCGCCAUGGCUCAUGCCUGUAAUCCUAGCACUUUGGGAGGCCGAGGUGGGCAGAUCACCUGAGGUCAGGAGUUUAAGACCAGUGGCCAACAUGGUGAAACCCCGUCUCUACUAAAACACAAAAAUUAGCUGGGUAUGAUGGUGGGUGCCUGUAAUCUUAGCUACUCAGGAGGCUGAGAUGGGAGAAUUGCUUGAACCCAGGAGACAGUGGUUGCUGUGAACCGAGAUUGCGCCACUGCACUCCAGCCUGGGCAGCUGCGUGAGACUCCGUCUCAAACAAACAAAACAAAACAAAAACUAGUCUCUGCAACUUACCCCAGGCACAGCUGGUAAGUCACGUGAACCUCCUGAGUCUCAGUGCCUCCUCUGUAAAAUGAAGAUGAAUAAUAUCUACCUCAAAGGGUUACCGUGGAGACUGACAUUUUAACAAGAUGUAUGACAUAGUAAUUGUGCAAUACGCAUUUGUUGAAAGAGUGAAUUACUGUGGAUGGUCUACACUUUAGAAAGUGUAAAGAAGCCUGCCAGGGAGCCAGGGCAUGGAUAUCAAUAACUAUGUUUGCAGAUAAGUAAACUGAGACUCAGAGAGAUAA
This is a messenger RNA of Gorilla gorilla gorilla (western lowland gorilla), 2641 nucleotides long. RefSeq names its product zinc finger protein 688 (gene ZNF688). The record is from RefSeq and is a predicted model, not a curated record. Gene Ontology annotation, molecular function: sequence-specific DNA binding; DNA-binding transcription factor activity, RNA polymerase II-specific. The coding region runs from base 101 to 931 and encodes 276 amino acids. Gene Ontology annotation, biological process: regulation of transcription by RNA polymerase II. NCBI's taxonomy places the organism in Eukaryota, Metazoa, Chordata, Mammalia, Primates, Hominidae. The transcript is spliced from 3 exons. Gene Ontology annotation, cellular component: nucleus.